AUGAUACCAUCCAGUCUCCAAGAAGUUCCUAAUUAUAUGUUCAAAGGCUGUACAAAACUCCAAUCAGUCGAACUUGAUUAUGGAAUGUUUGGAAUUGGUGAAGGUUCGUUCAUGGGCUGUGAAUCUUUGUCAGAGAUCACAGGUGACACUUUAAGUCUUUAUAACUUGGGUGCAGCUGCUUUUUCAGGAUGUAAAAGUUUAACUUCUUUUGGAGAUUGGCCAUAUGAGAUAUAUUCAAUGCCAGACAGAUUCUUUGAAGAUUGUUCAAGUCUAGAUUUCACAAUACCUACAGAUGUUUCGCUUGGUUCUAAAUCAUUGAAAGGAAUGAAAUUUACUGAAUUAGAUUUAUCAGGAGUUCCAAGUUUCAUGGAAGAUACAUUUGACAAUUGCAAUAAUCUCCAAAAAGUGACGGUUAAAAUCUCUAACAUGCAAUCUUUGACAAGAUCUCCUUUUGCAUUAUGUUCUAAUCUUGUUGAAGUCAAUUUGAUUGACAAUAAUGUUGUGAAAUUAUAUAAGAAUUUCCUGAAGGAUUGUCAUGCACUUGAAAAAGUGACAAUCACUUCAUCUCAUGUUAAUUCAAUUGAUGAAACAUUUUUCUUAAAUUGUGAUAAGCUGAAAACGGUCGAAAUAACAGUUACAGAAGUAUUAGAUGCUAUUACAUUUGGUUCUGAGUUAUUCAGUACUUGCACUGCAUUAGAAACCGUCAAAAUCAAAGCAAUACAAGUAGUAAUCAGUAACGAUCUCUUCAGCAGGAAUUCGCACUUAAUAGAGUUCGAUUAUGAAGGAACAGGAAUCAAUUUUGGAAAGAAUGUUUUUGCAAACACAAAACUGCAAAUUUUGAAUGUCAAUUCUCCAACAUCAACAUUCACAUUUAAAGAAGGAACAUUUGAUAAUUGCGAAGAGCUUACAACUGUUCAUUUAACUACGAAAGAUUUACAUUUAGAGAAUAAUUUAUUCAAGAACAAAGCCAAAUUAAAUGAUUUAGUAAUUGUAGCUCAACAAGUUUCAUUUGGAGAUUAUUGUUUCUUCGGAUGUUCUCUUUUAACUAAAAUAGAAAUGAAUUUUUACAUUAAUAUCAUUGGAAAACAUUGUUUCCAAAAUACAUCUUUGACAUCAUUCAAAAACAAAUUAAACGUAAUUCUGAUUGAUGAAUGGGCUUUCGCAGGAUUAUAUACACUCAAAGAAUUCAUUUGCGAACAAACAAUUAAAACAAUAAAUGCAAAAGCUUUCUUUGAUUGCAGAUAUAUGACACUUUUCCAUGUUACUCACUUGUUCCAGAGUUUGGGUGAUUAUUGCUUUGAAGAUUGCAUCUCUCUCCAGAACAUGAGUAUAAAUGCUGAAGUUUUAACACUUGGAAAAUACUGUUUCAGAAAUUGUGAUACUUUACAAAAUGUCACGUUUAUAGUUGAAGGAAAAAUGACAUUAAAUAACAACAUAUUUGAGAAUUGCGAUUUGUUAGAGACAUUCUAUCUUUCUGCUUCUCAAUUAGUAUUAGGUGAUGAAUUAUUCAAAUAUUCUUCAAAGCCAUUAACUGUUACAUUAAUUUCGGAUGAUUUAGUUUUUGACAGAAAUUCAUUUGCUUCGUCAACAAUUGCUCAUUUAACAAUAGAUACAAGAAAUGGUGCUUUGAACAUGCCAAAGAAUUUGUUUGAACAAUCUAAUGGUUUGCAAACAUUGAAGAUUACUUCAAAGAGUGUUAAGGGUGCACACGAGAGGAUCAUGUAA
Messenger RNA from Trichomonas vaginalis G3, 1725 nucleotides. RefSeq names its product antigen BSP-related family. The record is from RefSeq and is a predicted model, not a curated record. Lineage: Eukaryota; Parabasalia; Trichomonadida; Trichomonadidae. The transcript has a single exon. The coding region runs from base 1 to 1725 and encodes 574 amino acids.